Cottoperca gobio is the source of this 2939-nucleotide messenger RNA. It is a transcript of the gene sqlea, whose product is annotated as squalene epoxidase a. The transcript is spliced from 11 exons. NCBI's taxonomy places the organism in Eukaryota, Metazoa, Chordata, Actinopteri, Perciformes, Bovichtidae. The record is from RefSeq and is a predicted model, not a curated record. Gene Ontology annotation, biological process: cholesterol metabolic process; sterol biosynthetic process. The coding region runs from base 188 to 1906 and encodes 572 amino acids. Gene Ontology annotation, molecular function: flavin adenine dinucleotide binding; squalene monooxygenase activity. Gene Ontology annotation, cellular component: membrane; endoplasmic reticulum.
AGUUACAAAGGUAACCUUUUGUUUUGGGUUGGCUGACUAGUCUUUGGAGCACCCUGAGAAACAACAUAAAGGGUAAUUAUUAAUUAUUAAUUUUCUGUCAGCCUAAAGUAAACUUGUUUCUCAGAAGUGCAUUCACCAUCUAAUUGAUUUUUUCUUUUUUAAUACUUACUUUUUUAAAUCCAAAAAGAUGUGGGCUUUCCUGGGAAUAGCCAGCUUCACGUACCUUUACAAAAAAUCCAACACAGUCUUAUCUUUCGCUCACAAAGACCUUGUAAUGGCCGCAGUCUUAUUUCUUACAGUCGGGCUCUUACUAUCGUAUGUCAGGUAUUUUCACAGCCAGAAGCUCAGAGUCUCUCAGGUAUUUCAUUUGCCUCUGAGCCUUCUGUCUUAUGUACCUGUUAUCAACUAUUUAGUUCCACAAACUUCAACACAGAGGAGCGAGAAAGCGGAGAACAGCUGUAAAAAGAGCCGGAGAACGAGGAAAAGACUGGAUGUAGAAGAGUCAUCUGCUUCACAGAGUGCCUCAGCCAGUGGCCCCUCAGGGGCCCUGGAGCCGGAUGUGCUGAUAGUUGGUGCAGGGGUCUUGGGCUCAGCGAUGGCGGCUGUCCUAGCCCAGGACGGAAGGAGGGUGACGGUGGUGGAGAGGGACCUGAGGGAGCCUGACAGGAUAGUGGGGGAGCUGCUGCAGCCUGGAGGAUUCAGGGCACUCAAAGAGCUGGGACUGGAAGGUUCAGUGGAGGGUCUGGAUGCCCAUCUGGUGAACGGCUAUGUGAUCCAUGACAUAGAGAGCAGCACAGAGGUGGAGAUCCCCUACCCUCAAGGGGAGGACAACGUCCAUUGCGGACGUGCUUUCCAUCACGGUCGAUUCAUCAUGGGCCUGAGGAGAAGCGCCCUGGCUCAGCCAAAUGUCACAUUUGUAGAAGGCACCGUGACCAGUUUGCAGGAAGAGGAUGGCUGUGUAACCGGAGUGCGGUAUAAGGAUAAAGAAACUGGAGACAUCAAGGAAAUCCAUGCAGCGCUCACUGUUGUGGCCGAUGGAUGUUUCUCCAAAUUCAGAAAGAGUCUGGUCUCUGGGAAAGCUCAAACCUCCUCUCACUUUGUUGGAUGCCUUAUGAAGGACUGUCCCCAGUUUAAAGCCAACCAUGCUGAGCUGGUGCUGGCCAACCCGAGCCCAGUGCUCGUCUACCAGAUCUCCUCCUCAGACACCAGAGUGCUCGUGGACGUCAGGGGGGAGAUGCCUCGCAACCUCUCACAGUACAUGGCUGACAACAUAUACCCUCAGCUACCAGAGCAUUUAAAGGAGCCUUUCAUGGUGGCAAUCCAGAACGAUCGACUCAGGUCCAUGCCUGCCAGCUUCCUCCCUCCCUCCCCUGUCAACAAGCCAGGCGUGCUUCUCCUGGGCGAUGCUUACAACAUGAGACAUCCUCUGACGGGGGGAGGGAUGAGUGUUGCUCUCAACGACGUUCGCAUCUGGAGGAAUCUGCUCAAGAACAUCCCGGAUCUGUAUGAUGACAGGGUUAUGCUGCAGGCACAGAAAAAAUUCCACUGGGAACGCAAGUCAUCACAUUCUUUUGUGGUGAAUGUGUUGGCCCAGGCCCUGUAUGAGCUGUUCGCAGCCACAGACAAAUCUCUUCAUGAGCUGAGAAAAGCCUGCUUCCAGUACUUCCAGCUUGGUGGAGAGUGCAUUAAUGGGCCUAUUGGACUCCUCUCAGUGUUGACACCUAAACCCAUGACCCUUAUUGGACACUUCUUUGCCGUUGCAAUAUACGCAAUCUACUUCAAAUUCAAGUCUGAGUCGUGGAUCACCAAACCUCGAGCUUUAUUCAAGAGUGGAGCCAUCCUGUAUCGAGCCUGCACAGUCAUGUUGCCACUCAUCUACUCUGAAUUCAAGUACCUGGUGUACUGAAGAGCUUUAAUCUCGACACAGAAAGACCAAGCUCAGUCUUCACAGACAUGGCUGACAAUAGGCACUGUUGCUGUAUUAAACCAUGCUUUUAAUAUUGAGGAUGUUCUACAAUAUGCCCUUGCCUUACUGCAGAUGUCAUCGUCUUAAUGUCCUACUUAAUGCCUUGUUCAUAUAUUUGGACAUAUUGUUCAACAUUGCCUUGGUGUAUCCCUAUUUGUGCUCACCCACAUGUUGCCCUAUAUGUUAAAGGAACAUACAGUACAGUGUAUUAGCUCACUCUGAAUUACACUGAAUAUUUAACACUGGAAUUAUUUCUGCCCAACAGAACUGCUAUGUAGAACAUGACAUCUGAAUGAUUUUGCAAUAGAACCACUUUUCUGCUGUAUAUUUCCCUGCUGAGCUAAUGUGGGCUGUAUUUAAGGAAGAAACAUCAUGUAAUGAUAUUUUAUAACAAUAAUGCAUAAUUUCAAAUCCAAGCACUGAUUAUGGGAUGUUAUAAAACACGCCAUCUAAAUGAUUAUCUUAUGUUGUAUUCCAUACAAAAAUCCAGUAUAUUUUCAGCCUUGUUUUGUUGAGUAAAAUAUCUGUUUUACUUUAUUUGUUGACAUCACACAUUCUUGCUGUAAUGAUCAUUUCCCAGCUUCCUGAUGCUGUCGUCUUUGCUUAAUGUCAUAAGGGACUUUUUGUAACACAUUUUGGUUUCUACACUCAGUUUGAAACAUGCUGACAGUGAAGCUGACAAAUCCAUAAUCCAAGAACUCAAAAAUGAUCCCUGCACUAUUUUAGUCCUGCUGGAUGUCAGCAAAGACCUGACGCAGCAUGCCUGGGGGAGGUUUGGGUUUGACAGGGACCUGAGAUGGAAGGAACGUCGCUCACAUCAGGACCAAGUCAGUGGAUGAUGCUCAGGUGGUGUUUGUCCUGAGCUGACACAGACAAGGAACUCCUGACAUGGAAUACACCACGGUGUCCUGCACAGUCUAACCUGCGACUGCGUUGGGCUCGACAGGCUGUUAAAUUAAUAAAUCAUACAUGA